Trichoderma harzianum CBS 226.95 is the source of this 645-nucleotide messenger RNA. RefSeq lists its product as hypothetical. Bases 163 to 561 code for a protein of 132 amino acids. The transcript is spliced from 2 exons. NCBI's taxonomy places the organism in Eukaryota, Fungi, Ascomycota, Sordariomycetes, Hypocreales, Hypocreaceae. The record is from RefSeq and is a predicted model, not a curated record.
GGCAAAUGGUCAUGUUCUUUAUUAGCUUGGUGUUUGGCUUUGACCACGGCGCUGUUUUUGGCUGCCAGUUGGAGUUUUUCUGGCUCGCAAUGGCUGCGGCCACUGGCACAGCACAUUACAUGUAGUUUUGGGAACAGAGGGGUUCAGCAGGAGGCCAGGAUAAUGGCCCUCGGGACGUCCCCCAGCGAUGUUGAUAGACACCAUUCCAUUAUAAUUCCGUUGAGGAUACAUAUUUCCGUUCAAAACAUUUUUUUUUUUAUUCUUCUCCCCGACCCCGCCCUGCAUCAUGCGGCUGUUCUGCAGCAGCUGAUGGAAGUUAUUACCCAGGUCCUGACUACGAGGACGAGCAGCCAGCCAGCCAUACAGAGCAUCACGGAGGCUGCUCCGGGGUGUACACCUCAUCGGAUAAGCACAGGGACAGGCAGCCGUCUCAGCUGUACGGGCUGCGCCAAUGGCAGCAGAGGCUCGAUGAGGGGGCAGAGGGCGUCUUCGGAUCGCAAGACGGCGAUUGCCAGCGACCCUUGCUCCCGGUUGCGAAGAUCAAACAAGAGAUUAGUAUAGACUGGCCUCCUCCCUGCACGAAUUGGGAAGCAAUGCAUAAAAAAAAGCUACAGUACAUGCACCCUGCACACUCGGCGUGGCAGC